Ceratosolen solmsi marchali is the source of this 1534-nucleotide messenger RNA. Its product is annotated as major facilitator superfamily transporter 3. NCBI's taxonomy places the organism in Eukaryota, Metazoa, Arthropoda, Insecta, Hymenoptera, Agaonidae. The transcript has 8 exons. Gene Ontology annotation, cellular component: membrane. Gene Ontology annotation, biological process: monoatomic anion transport; transmembrane transport. Bases 32 to 1516 code for a protein of 494 amino acids. Gene Ontology annotation, molecular function: transmembrane transporter activity. The record is from RefSeq and is a predicted model, not a curated record.
UCAUUUAAUUAAAUCUUUAACAGGUUUAAAGAUGUUGCCAGUCCGAUAUCUCAUGGCAAUUAUGGGAUCCAUUGGCUUAGCUAUCAUAUAUGGAUUCAAAGUAAACUUGAGCAUAGCCAUUGUAGCGAUGGUGAACAAUACAGCUGUCAGGGAACUAGUACGAAACGAUUCGUUACAAAUACAAAAUCCCGCUAUUAAGAGUCCCAACGUCAGCUACGUGGACGGAAAGAACCUGUCGCUUCUUACAAGGACUGGACCACAACAGGAGGACGGGCCGUUCGUUUGGGACGAGAGCCAAUUGGGUAUCAUUCUCGCUUCCUACUUCUGGGGUUACAUCGUCUCAUUGAUGCCUGGAGGGAUGAUGGCCGAGUACUUGUCGGCCAAAUGGGUCCUCAACAUGUCCGUGCUGCUUAACGUUGUUGCCUCGUUGCUGAUGCCCACCGCAGCCGAGAUCCACUACGCAGUUUUCAUCGUCUUGAGGAUCAUCCAAGGCAUAGGCGGGGGUGUCAGUUUUCCAGCCAUACAUGUGAUGGUCGCGAAAUGGGCUCCACCAAACGAACGCAGUAUACUCGCAUCCAUCGCUUAUGCUGGAACUGCGCUUGGAACUGUUAUCUCGAUACUUCUAUCGGGCUUGAUAGCAGCCAACCUCGGCUGGAAGUGGGUGUUUUACAUCGAGGGUCUCCUUUGCUUGAUUUGGUGUAUAGCUUGGGGUCUUAUGAUACAAGACUCGCCAGAGAAGCAAAAGGUUCUCAUCACUACCGAGGAACGAGAGUAUAUUAUGAAUUCUUUAGGUCAAACCAAGGAGUCGCAUAAAUUGAAACUGUCAACAGUCCCAUGGUUUCAAAUUCUUAAGUCACCACCAUUUUUAGCUAUUUUAGUUGCUCAUUUUUGCAGCAAUUUCGGCUGGUACAUGUUACUCAUUGAACUUCCCACAUUUAUGAAUAAAAUAUUGCACUAUGAGCUGAAAAAGAAUGCAUGGCUAUCCGCAUUACCAUUCUUUUGCAUGUGGGUUUUUACACUAGUUCUCAGUAAGGUCCUUGUAAUUAUGCAAGACAAAAAUUGGAUAUCAGUAACGGUUUCGAGAAAAAUUGGAACAUUAUUUUCAUCGGCGGUUCCUAUGUUCUGCUUACUUGGUGUAUCCUAUGUCAGCGACAAAAACUUAGCAGUGGCCCUUAUGACAAUAGGCGUCACAUGUAUUGGUGGAAUGUAUUGUGGAUUCCUGGCCAACCACAUUGACAUAGCUCCAAAUUUUGCUGGUACUCUCGUCGCCAUCACGAAUACAGUCGCAACUAUACCAGGAUUUGUUGUACCGAUUUUCGUUGGAAAUUUAACUCAUGGCAACCAAACCAUUGAGGCCUGGAGAGUGAUUUUUUUUAUGACAGUAGGUCUAUAUAUCAUUGAAAUGCUGAUCUAUACAAUGUUUGGUACUGGCGAAGAGCAACCAUGGAAUAAAGUUAAAUGUCAUGCUGUUGAAAGGCCAGAACAAACAGUUCCUCUAAAAGAAACAAGACAUUAAUAAAAUUAUAAAUUUAAA